This is a messenger RNA of Musca vetustissima, 6811 nucleotides long. RefSeq lists its product as uncharacterized. The transcript has 10 exons. Gene Ontology annotation, cellular component: nucleus. The record is from RefSeq and is a predicted model, not a curated record. Bases 57 to 6788 code for a protein of 2243 amino acids. Lineage: Eukaryota; Metazoa; Arthropoda; Insecta; Diptera; Muscidae.
AAACCGCCACCAUUACGGAAAGAAUUGUGAUAAAACUCUCGAAAAAGAGAUACGAAAUGUCCAAGUCGAACGCCGAUUUUAGUGCGUUCGACUUCAAUGAAAGCUCUGAUAAUUCCGAUGGGGAAACACGUGGGCCGUUUGUGAGACGUUCUGCUGCAGCUGCGGCUGCGGCAAACAACACUGGCAGCAACAAAAAUAGCAUUGCUCACAAGAACAGCGGCAGCAGCAACAAUAACAACAGCAAUAACAGAAAGAGCUCAGGACAUAAUAACAAUCAGCAUAACAAAGUCAAUAGUGCUUCCAACAGCAGUGCUUCAAGCAGCGAAGAUGAGGGCGAAGAGGAGGAAGAAGAGGAGGAGGCUAAUGAAGAUGAUGAGGAUGAAAAUAUUUCAUCAGCGGAACAACAGCCGUCACAGCAGCAGCAACAGCAACCUCUUACCAAUGGAACACAACGCACCACUGAUCCACCCGAUGAUGAGGACAACAAUAGCAACAGUAGUGCCAGCAGUACCAGUUCUAGCGGCAGCAGUACUAACGACACUCGGGGCAAUGCUGGACUUGGUCCACUUGGUACCAAUGGCAGCAAUGCUCAACAGUCUCAUAACUCAGAGGCCUUGUUAAUGGCCGCCAUAGGUGCCAGCAAUGUUCCACAAAACCACUCGCCAACAACACAAACAACGUCAGGAGGUGGAGACGGGGGAGGAGUAGUGGGGACCGCCUCAGCAUCUUCACCAUCAUCUGUGUCACCAUCAGGCCAACAACAUUCAAAUGGUUUACCAGAUUCUUCGGCAGCAACCGCCAAUAUUGAUGGCAAUGCCCGUGAUGGUAGCCUUGGUGUUGGUGGUGGUGGCAGUGGUGGUUUAGCCUCUGGCCUAACAAACGAAUCCAACAACUCCUCGCACUACCAAAACAAUUGCAAUGUGAACAGUUUACUUGAUUCGGCACUGGCUGCUGCCGCCAACAAUCAUCACAGCCAGAACAAUGGCCAUUCGAAUGCUAGCAACAGCAAUUGCAACGAAUUGAUACGCAGCAAUAGCAGUGCCAGUUUAAGUAAUGCCAGUCAUGUUGGCCUAAAUGCCAUCGGUGGAACUAAUGGCAGUGGUGGUGGAGGCGGUGGCGGUGUGGGUGGUGGCAGUAUUGGUGCUGGCCUCAGUCUUAGUGGUAUUGGCGGAGGAUCGAAUAGCGGGGCUGGUGGCAUUGGUAGUCUUGGUGGUGGUGGUGGCGGAGGAACUGGUGGAGGCGGCAGCCUUUGUGGUGCACCUACAUCGAUGGGUGGCGGCUCCAAUUUUCCCAUGUCAGCAUCCGAACGGAAAAAAUAUCGCCACCAGAAUUUCAGCAAAAACAUCUACAUCGGCACAAAAAAUGCUGAGAAAUGGGAAUACAUGCGAACGAGACUUCAAUUUAAAAACGAUGUGGAAUUUGUGGCAUAUCUUCUUAAUUUGGCUGAUAAUGAUACGGAACGUUUGGCAAAUUUACCACCACCAUCGACAUCGACAACACCAACCAAAUCAUUCGAUAGCAAUUUUAAAUUGGAACCCAAUCUAAGUGCCAAAGAUUUUGGUAGCAACAGUCAAACGGGUGAGAAUGGCCCCAAUAUUAGCGCCACAACACCAGGCCCCGGCAGCAGUAAAGCACCCAGCUUGGCCGGUGAUGUUGCACCACCACCAACAAAACGUAAAUACCGGAAACGAGUGCAGUUCAAUGAUAACCUGAAUGGCCUCAACAAAUUGAAAAACUUUUCCAAUUUUGCUUUGAAAGCUAAGAAACAAUUAGCUGCAGCGGGAGCCGGAGCUGGUGCUGAGAAUGCAACAGGUGAUGCAGUGCCCGAAGUUUUGGAUUGUCGUAUUGCGGAGAAAAUCAAAAGUGAAAUGGAAGAAAAGUCGGCAUCCAAAGAAUCGCUGGCCUUGUGUUUGAAGAAAGGCGAUGGCUUCGGGGAUGAUGAGGAGGACGACGACGAAGAUGCUGGUACAGCUUCUAUGACAGGGGAGACGAUUGAUAGUCUGAAUAAUGGUCCCAAUGGCAAUUUCCAUGUACGUGUCAAGGGUAAAAAGGGUGGAGCGAAAAAUAUGAAUCCACCACCACCUGCUUCGUAUUUGGACGAAUAUGAAGACUGCGGUGCUGGGUUGGAGGGUAGUGAUGAUGACGAAGAAGAUGACGAACCGGACGAAGAAACAUUGGCACGAGAAAUGAAAAAUGAGCAGAAUUUCGUCGAAGAAGAAGAUGAAUUGGAUAUAGCAUUCCGUUCGCACCAGUCAUGCCGAGAGUGUUCCAUUGCCCAUGAUUAUAAGGUGUGUCCGUUGCGUACGGCCAUUGGUACCGUUACGGAUGCUGUGGACUUGGCGGAAUGGUUGGAAAGGAAAAAUCUGGAAGCUUUGGCUAAACUCAAGGCGGAUGCUCAACGUCAAGCCAAACAAUUGCAUGGAGAUGAUGAUGAGGAUAUGGAUGAUUCGUCACAACUGUCGGAGCUUGAAACGAAACCACUGAUAACAUUCGCCGAAGCUUCGGUGCCUGCGGAAUUUGAAUUGCAUAAUGUGGAACCACAUGUAACGGGAGUGUUUUGUCGCACUGAAGUUAGGGCCUUCACCAAAUUGGGUCCACUGCGUGGACAAUCAGUACAGGCAACGGAAAUUCGAGAGGCCAGCGAUAUGAAAUGGAUUUUUGAAAUCUGCGAAGCUGGAGCUGAGAAAUCGCAAUUCCUGCUGUGUGAUAAUCCCAAUUCAUCGAAUUGGUUGCGUUACAUACGACCUGCACCAACCUACGAGGAGCGGAAUGUUAAUUUGGUCUUUAUAGAGUCGCAGGCAUAUUUUGUCACCUGUAGAGAUUUGAAAAAUGGCAUGGAACUGUUGUACUGGAGUGAUGACUGCAAUACCAUGUGGCGUAAGAAACAUUGGUCGGAGAAGACAAAUUGUGGUGGCUGCAAUUUGAAAUUUGAUCAUCCGCUCUACUAUCGCACCCAUUGUUCGAUAUUCCACGACCCGACAAUGAGCUUGACAAUACGCAAAUAUCAUUGCAAAGUUUGCGGUGAAGCCGUUCUCGGUAAAGACAACAUCAUGAAACACGCCGCCGAAAAACACGAUGGCAAGGGGGCACAUCAGUGCCAAUUCUGCAACAAGUUCUUUUUACGCAUCAGCUAUUUGGAUAUGCAUCGAACCUAUGGCUGUGUGGCCAAUCCGAAUCGUACACGGCCUAUUUGUGAUUUUUGCGGUCGCAAAUUCUAUCGACCGCAAAAACUCAAAGCCCAUAUCCGACGAAUGCACAGUGAUAUGGCUGAUUCUUUACGAGAUUUUCAGUGUAAAUUAUGUUCCAAACUUCUAGGCUCCCGAGCAGCACUGCAGCGUCACACCAAGGAGGUGCACAGUCGUAACUCGACCGUGGUCAGCUGUCCCAGAUGUCAGAAGCUAUUCCAGAAUCGUAGCAAUUUGAAGAUACACAUGUUGACACAUUCGGGUGUGAGGCCAUUUAAAUGUGCCGAGCCGGAAUGUAAUGCCGCUUUCACCACCAAACAAUGUCUGCAGUUCCACUAUAAAAAGGUACACAACUAUACCCAGGAACAAAUGCCGAAAAUUGAACGCAGUGUGGCCUAUACCUUUGAUGCCUAUUCGGGUGGUAUGAAAGUUGAUUUCCUCGAACAAGCCCCACGCCGAAGACGUAAAAGUUUGGAGGAUCAAAAUUCUGUUAUGAGUUCCAGCAUCCAAAGUGAUGCGGAAUUUUCCGAUGAUAACAUUUUCGAGGCCAUCAAAAAAUCAGGCAAAUCCAUUAAAGAUUUGUGUCGUAACGAGCCAAACCUUUCGCUGUUGUCCUCCAAAAUUUCCAGUAUCUUUGGUGAGAAGCCACCACCGCGUAAGCGUGGCCGUAAGCCGAAAGAUUAUCAUCUCAUGGAGCAGCAGGAGCAGGAACAUUUGGAACAAAUGCGACGCAAACAAAAUGCUCAACUUAGUUUGGUGGAGACAUUCCUGACCACCACUGCUCAACGUUUAACGGCCCAACAACAAGUACAACAAGUGGUGGCGGCUGCAGCUGCCGUCUCCGCCAUGACAGGAGCGGCCAAUGAAGAUGCCACCAAUAAAAUGCAUAUGAUGUCGGGAUUGAAUCCAACACAUAUGGGUAUGGGUGCGCAUCAUCAUUUGCAACAACAACAGCAACACCACGACGAAGACGAUGAUGAGGAGGAUGACGACGACGAUGAUCAAAGUCAUCAUGGCGGUCAUCCGGUUGCACCCCAUAUGGGCCAUGACAAUAACGGUUAUCGCCAUCAUCCGGGCAUGAAUGCCAUGGGUCAAAAUUUGGUUGUGAGUAAAGGCAGCAAGAAGUGGAUUAGCGGUGAUGAUCGCCAUUUGAAUCGUGACUGUGCGGUGGGUGACAUGUCAGCAUCGGUCAUGAACAGCACUGCCAAUCAAUGUGGCAUGGCGGGAGACAAUGAUAUGCCGUUGCCACCCUUCGCUGUGCCUCAAAGUAAUGCCGAUGAUCCCAACAAGUUAAUGGGUUCGAAUCGUGACUUCUUGUCGCGACUCAUUAACUCCGCUAAUCCCACACAUCACAAUCAUCACGGCUCGAAUACGCGAGAGGAGGAUGAGAACACAUCCUUCUUGGAUGUGGUGGAAUCGAAUAAUGCAGCAGCUGCUGCCGCGGCCGCCGCCGCUGCUGCUGCAGCCAAUAAUCAGAUGUCACAAUUCCAUCACCACAGUGGCCAAAAUAAUGAGGCGGCCAAUAAUGCUGCUGCCUCAGUGGCAUCCAAUAAUGGCAAUGGCACCGGUUUAACAGGUGCUGCUGGCGGCGGAGGUCACACCGGCAACAACAGUCAGGAUGAUACCGAUCAAAUGUCCAUGAAUUCCCUAACCCAAUCCCAAGCCUUUAUGAGUUCUUUUUACAACAAUGCAAAUGCAAGACUGAGCGGCACAGCCACCGGAUCCUCUUCCUCGGCCAGUAUGCUGGUAGAGGCAGCCCUCAAUUCGGUCGGCAAUAUGAUCGACAAUGAUAACAAUGACAUGAAAGUCCCCACCGAGAGUAACAUCAACACCGACAGCCCCAUGAGUUCGCAUGUUGAUGCGGAACCGAAUCGGUUCGCCGGCUCCCACAACCCCAUGGACAACCUGGAGAGUGAAUUGAAAAUGAUGAAGAAUCUCAAUAACUUUCCGAUGCAAAUUCCACCACUGCCAAUGUUUCCGAAUGCCGGCAAUAAUCUCAACUCCUGUGACAUAUCGCCAAGUGCUUCGACACCAACGAAUCCGCGUAGUAAUCAAAAUGAUGUAGAUGUAGAUGCCGGGUCAACGCCCCGGGGGCAGCAUAUGGGCAACUCUUCAGUCAAUGAGGCGGAAGCAUUUCCAGCAGCGGCUCAACAUCGAACACCACCAACGCCACAACCCAUAUCACCGGGCCGAGAUUAUGGAAUGUUUGGUGGAGGUGGCGGGGGCAAUCAGCCUGGGUCGAAUGGUGGCACACCAGGUGGUCCUGGUACAGCGGGCAGCAAUAGCAGUGCCAAUAGUACCGGUGGUAAUAGUAGUAACAACAACAUAUCAGCAUCAUCUCCUCUACCUGCCGCUUUGGUACAUCGCCGUAAUGCUCCGAGUGUGGGUAGUGUCUAUCCCGAACAUGAACUUAUAUCGCCGGCAUCAUCUCCUUCCAUACCACGUUAUAAUUUCAAUAAUGGAGAUGUUAUGCGUCACAAACAGCGGUCGGAUUCGGAAACAGAUCGACGUCAUGUUUUGGCAACGGGGCAUCAUAAUCAUCAUCAUUUGUCCAGUGAUGAGGAGAAUAGUAUAAUGCCGCAAAAUAGUGUCGGUCAAGAUAUGCGCAUGAAAUUCCCCCAAACCCAAAUGGAUUUAAUGUAUUCGAAAUACGAAAGUCUGGCCAAUCAAACAGCUUUAAAAUACAACAAUCAAAAUAUGGACUCACCGUCGGAAUAUCGUAAUACCAAUUCAGCGGCCAGUGUUGCUGCCAGCUCUAAUGACAUUUCCGAUUUACAAGGCCUGGACAUGUCAUCGCGAUCCAAUGUCAGCGCCUCAAAUUAUCAUCACAAUUUCCAACUGCCCAGUAAUAGCUCAGCUAAUUUACCCGGUAUUGGUCGUUAUCAUCAUCACAUCUAUGAUAUACUCUCGGAACGAGAACAAAAUCAACAAUCCCAACAAAGUCAACAACAUCAUUCGGCGUCGACGGGUGCUUCAGCGGCUGCUCAACAUCAGCAACAAGAACACCCUAGCCAAUUGGCUAUGCAGCAACAUCAAUCGGCCAUGCACAGUAUGCUGUCCGAUCAACUGAAUGAACAGGAUCAUGAUCAGGCUACUUCGGUGGAUUUAAGUCGCACCGCAAAUUAUGUGGUCCCAUCACCACCACAAUUACCCUACAAUCAUCCACAUCAUGAUAUGCUGCGUAUGGCCUCAUUGGAUCUGACACCCAACACCAAUAUGUCGGUGGGCAACAAUCGUUCGUUCCUCUCAUCGCAAAUGCAACAUCAAAGUCGGGAAAGUUUAGAACAUCAUCGGUUGCUUUCAACCGUUGAACAGCAUCGUAUUUUGGCCGCAUCAAAUGCUGCCGAUCAACAUCGUUUGCUUGUCGAUCCCACAGCUCAUUUAUUGAUGGAACAAAACAAUCGUUUAUUGGGUGGACCGGAUCAAUCACGACUUCUCGGCGAAUCUGCACAAAAUCGUCAUAUGGCUGCCCGUGGUUUUGGUGCCUAUCAUCAAGUGGCAUCGAGUAAUUAUCAUCCGGGUGUUAGAGCCCCUGUGCUGCCAUCAGCAAAUCAUCAUGCUUCCAAUCCUUCGAAUUAUCAUCCAUUCCCGGCCUAUUAUUAGUUAAGGAUAUAAAUUCAGUUUGU